UAUUUUGUCAUAUCACUGCCUACCUGAAGAAUUAAAAAUUAAUAAUUUGGGAAAUCCUCAUUCGUUUUCCGUAUAUUAAUUGUUUCUUUGUUAUCAAUAUUUAAAAUGUCUAAAGAUAAUACACCGGUCAAAUCACCUAAAUCGCCAAAAGCAAUAAAAACAGUAGAAGACUUCGAAAAUCAGGACACACUGUUGAAGCAUGUCGAUAUAACUAUUGUGGAGUCAGAGAAACGAGCUAAUGGUACUCUACACGUCAGAGAUCAUUACACAGUAUAUCUCGUCGAUUUAAAAGUUACAGAUCCUGAUUACAAAUUAGUACAAUCAAAAAUAAGCACAAUCUGGAGGAGAUACACUGAAUUCGAACAAAUACAUGAUUACCUACAAGUCACAUAUCCACAUGUUGUUAUACCUCCAUUACCAGAGAAAAGGGUGCUUUACGCGUGGCGCAAAUCGGACACUACAGACCCGGAGUUUGUGGAGCGCCGUCGAGCUGGCUUAGAAAAUUUCCUAUUACGAGUCGCAUCUCACCCUCGACUAUGUUUCGAUGAUCAAUUCAUUAAUUUCCUACAAGAAGAACAUGGUUGGCGGGAAACUAUCACCGAUAGUGGAUAUUUACUACAAGCUGAAAAUAAAAUAAAAUCACUGUCCGUAUCUAUAAGGUUGAAGAAGCCCGAUCCUGAAGUUGAGUCCUUCAAAAAUUACGGGAAACAAUUAGAAACUAAUUUAGGAAACUUUUUAUAUACAAGAUCCAAAAUAAUAGAAAAAAAUUACGCUCUAUGUAAACUGCACGCGAACUACGGCAAACUAUUUAGCGAAUGGAGCGUCAUCGAGAAAGAGAUGGGAGACGGAUUGCAGAAGGCCGGACAUUAUUUCGAUUCAAUAGCGGACAGUAUAGAUUCGGUUGCGGAAGACGAAGAACAGCUGGCGGACCAAUUAAAAGAGUAUCUGUUUUAUGCGGGAGCUCUGCAGCAGCUGUGCAGCAAUCAUGAGGCUCUCCAACGAAACCUGGAACAGGCACAAGACACGCUCAAUAAUCGGUUAGCAGAACGCACCAGAGCGGCGGCGGGAAAAUCCGGUAUAAUGUCCCGACUGUUUGGUACCACGGAUCCUGAUAUAGUGCGGGACCAAACUACGCGAGCUCUCGACGCUAAGAUACAAGCAGAUAACGAAGCCAUAGAAAAGGCUAAACUGGAUUUAGAAGAAUUCACAAAGAAAGUUAUGGUAGAAAUAGACCAUUUCCAGAAGCAAAAAGAUAAGGACUUGCACGAGUCGCUAGUAAAUUUCAUAACAUUACAAGUUAAAGCUGCGAAAAGGAAUUUGCAAGCAUGGACACAAAUAAAAGAAUGUCUACAGAAUAUGCCUUAAAAUUUUUUAUCUUAAAUUAGUACUGAUUUUUAUACUGAUAUUUACCAAAACUUAAUUCACUGCUGUAUUCUAUCUACUAUAUCUUUUGUGAUACAAAUUUCAAAGUUCA
This is a messenger RNA of Bombyx mandarina (wild silkworm), 1474 nucleotides long. RefSeq names its product sorting nexin-4. Gene Ontology annotation, cellular component: plasma membrane; SNARE complex; early endosome membrane. Gene Ontology annotation, molecular function: phosphatidylinositol-3-phosphate binding. Gene Ontology annotation, biological process: positive regulation of autophagosome assembly; protein transport. NCBI's taxonomy places the organism in Eukaryota, Metazoa, Arthropoda, Insecta, Lepidoptera, Bombycidae. The record is from RefSeq and is a predicted model, not a curated record.